This is a messenger RNA of Girardinichthys multiradiatus, 6449 nucleotides long. Its product is annotated as ras-specific guanine nucleotide-releasing factor 1-like. Gene Ontology annotation, molecular function: guanyl-nucleotide exchange factor activity; protein binding. The coding region runs from base 1746 to 5519 and encodes 1257 amino acids. The transcript is spliced from 27 exons. Gene Ontology annotation, cellular component: plasma membrane. NCBI's taxonomy places the organism in Eukaryota, Metazoa, Chordata, Actinopteri, Cyprinodontiformes, Goodeidae. The record is from RefSeq and is a predicted model, not a curated record. Gene Ontology annotation, biological process: Ras protein signal transduction; positive regulation of GTPase activity.
CAGUGUGGUUCAAUACAGUUUAUUUUUGUUGCAAGAAAUGCCAUUAGAUUUCAUUUUUUAAAUCAUAAAGUAAUCCAUUCAUGUACAAGAAAUUAAACCGAAUUCUCUUAAAUUCUCUGCAGUUAAAUUCAAAUAAUGAACUUUAAUUUUAAUACGGUAAGAUGUGGCAUCUAUUUUAAAAAGGUUUAAAAAAGUUGCCUCGGGAAUCUAAGUUAUUACAUUAUAUCUAUUAGCUGUAGUCACAUAAGAUACUGAUCAUUCCUGUGAAUGAUUUUGAUGUGAUGCUAAGAAAUCAGCACAAGCUCAUACUAAAUAUGACUUAAAAGGCUGAUGGAAAUGUUAGAAAGAGGUCCAGAGAUUUUGAUUUUGGUUUCAUUUGGAUGGGUGUUUUUCUUAGUAUUAAUGUCUCCUGUCUUCCUUCCUUUGUCACUACCCUGCCUUUUCAGUGCCUCAUUAAAAAUAAUCACACCUCUUGAACGUUUCACAUUUGUUAUGUACAAAAACAAACUUAAGUUUAUUUUAUUGGUAUUUUAUGUGAUUGACCAAUGCAAAGUUGUGCACCUUUGUGAGGUGGGAGUGUAAUGAUACAUGUAAUGAUUCAUAUUUUUUUACAUUUAAAAAUAUCAAAAGUGUGACAUGCAAUUCCACACAGCCCCACCUUUUGGUUAACUUAAAGCUGCAGGCCUUUUAUAAUAUGUCUAUAAUAUAAUGUGUUUUUGAACAAUCGCUUUCUUCUUACCACUUUAAUAAAGGCCAGAUUUAUGGAUUGCACGACUCUAGUUGUCUGUUGAUAGAUUCUCCCACCUAAGAUGUGGAUCUCUGGUGCUCUCCUAUAGUUGCCAAGGAAGGCAAUUGACUGCACUGUACUUUAUUUUGAAGUAUUAGAAUAAAUGAGGAUGAACACACACACACACACACACACACACACACACACACACACACACACAUAACUAUUUUCAGAUUUGAAUUUGUAAAAACAAAAAUAAAAUCCCUAACUUGACCCACAACGAUCUUCAUGUCACCUUCAUUAUGUUUGACUUUUUUUUCAUCAGUUGAUUACAUAAACUCCGCCUAAAUGUAUGUGGCUGUAAUGUGAUAAAAUUCAAGCGAGAAGGAUACUCAUGCAAGGCACUAUUUGAAUUUUGUAUACAACCAAAAGAAAAGCUUGAUUAAGUAUGAUUAAGUUGCAUGGCAGAUUGUCACAUCAGUUAUUGUCCUCUGAUUUGUAUCUUAUAUUGUUGCUUUUUUUUUUUUUCUCUAAAAGCUUAUCAGUCUUGAAUAAUCAAAGGAAGAAAAGUACACAGGGGAUGCGUCUCUGUGCGUCUAGUUUCUGUCCAAGGUGCUGAAAUCUGCUGCUCCGGGCACAGAUCACAUGACUGCGCUUCCUUCUGCCUUCUGAGGGCAGGAUGCUCGCUGAGUGUGUGCGCGCGCGCUCUCAUGCACGCGGGCGGCUCUGUGCCUCAUCAUGAGCGGUCGGCAGGGCUGAUCUGACACGGCGUCGGGUCCUCCGUACUAUGCCCGCAGCGUGGUGAGCUUCGAGUGGUCUGGAUGCGCCUCUGUGACUGCGCGCAUAUCAGUUUCUUUCUUGUUCUCCCCCCAGCAACAAAGUCUUUGGAAAAGGGGCGAUGAGAGGAACUCAGGAGUGGGCUGAAGGUGCUCACCAAGUCUGACUGUGCUGUGGAGGUGCAGAGCCAGAAGAAAAAAUGUAAGAAUCCGCAGGCGAGCCUCUCGGAUUCCCAGCCACAAUGCAGAAAGGGAUGAGACUCAACGACGGCCACAUCACCUAUCUGGCCCUUUUGGCGAAGAAGGACGGGACGAGGCGAGGCUUCUUGAGUAAGAAAAACUCAGACAACACAAAAUGGCACUCGAAGUGGUUCGCCCUGUUGCAGAAUAUGAUGUUUUAUUUCGAGAAUGAGUCCAGCUCACGCCCCUCCGGACUGUACCUGUUGGAGGGAUGUGUCUGUGACCGGGCUCCGUCACCGAAACCGUCUCUGUCAGCGAAGGAAUGCUUAGAGAAGCAGUAUUACUUCACUGUCACGUUCAGUCAUGAGAACCAGAAGCCUUUGGAGCUGCGUACAGAAGAAGUCAAGGACUGCGACGAAUGGGUGGCUGCCAUCACACAGGCCAGUUACAGAAACCUGGCUACAGAGCAUGAGACCCUCAUGCAGAAGUAUCUUCAUCUGCUCCAAAUAGUUGAGACAGAGAAAACAGUAGCUAAACAACUUCGACAACAGAUAGAGGACGGGGAAAUAGAGAUAGAAAGGCUAAAAUCUGAGAUUGCUGGACUUCUGAGGGAUAAUGAAAAGAUCCAGUCAAAUCCAGAGGUACCGCCAAGUGAGGAUGACACUGAGAUCAAAAAGAUCAAGAAGGUGCAGAGCUUUUUGCGAGGUUGGAUUUGCCGCAGGAAGUGGAAAACCAUCAUCCAGGACUACAUCCGUUCCCCCCAUGCUGAGAGCAUGCGGAAGAGGAACCAGGUGGUGUUCAGCAUGCUCGAAGCAGAAGCCGAGUAUGUUCAGCAGCUCCACAUCUUGGUCAACAACUUCCUGCGGCCGCUCCGCAUGGCAGCCAGCUCCAAGAAACCGCCUAUCACCCACGACGAUGUCAGCAGCAUCUUCCUGAACAGUGAGACCAUCAUGUUCCUCCACCAGAUCUUCUACCAGGGCCUUAAGGCCAGGAUAGCCAGCUGGCCAACACUGGUGCUGGCCGACCUGUUUGACAUCCUGCUGCCCAUGUUGAACAUCUAUCAAGAGUUUGUGAGGAACCAUCAGUAUAGUUUGCAGAUCCUGGCCCACUGCAAGCAGAACAGAGACUUUGAUAAACUGCUGAAACAGUAUGAGGCCAAGCCUGACUGUGAGGAAAGGACACUGGAGACAUUCCUCACUUACCCCAUGUUCCAGAUCCCUCGCUACAUCCUGACGUUGCAUGAGUUACUGGCGCAUACUCCUCAUGAGCACGUGGAAAGAAACAGUUUAGACUAUGCCAAGUCAAAACUGGAGGAACUCUCCAGAAUCAUGCAUGAUGAGGUGAGUGAAACAGAGAACAUCAGGAAGAACCUGGCCAUCGAGCGUAUGAUUGUAGAAGGUUGUGAAGUGCUGCUUGACACCAGCCAAACAUUUGUGAGACAAGGUUCUCUAAUCCAGGUGCCAAUGAGUGAGAAAGGGAAAAUCACAAGAGGCCGUCUGGGCUCUCUGUCUCUGAAGAAGGAAGGGGAGAGACAGUGCUUUCUCUUUACCAAGCAUCUCAUCAUUUGUACCAGAGGCUCUGGAGGAAAACUUCACAUCACAAAGAAUGGAGUGGUGUCUCUCAUUGACUCUACCCUGAUGGAGGAGCCUGAGGGGACAGAUGAUGAGUCCAAAGGGGAGCGAAGCGGCCAGGAUGCAGAGCACCUGGACUUUAAAGUCAUGGUGGAGCCCAAGGAGGGCCAGCCUUACACUAUCAUCCUUGUAGCUUCAUCUCGACAGGAAAAGUCAGCAUGGACAAGUGACAUAAGUCAGUGCAUCGACAACAUUCGCUGCAAUGGUCUGAUGAUGAACGCCUUCGAGGAAAACAGUAAAGUCACAGUACCACAGAUGAUUAAGUCAGACACCAGCUUGUACUGCGAUGAUGUCGACAUUCGCUUCAGUAAGAUGAUGAACUCGUGCAAGGUGCUACAGAUCCGCUACGCCAGUGUGGAGCGCCUGUUGGAGAGGCUAAUCGACUUACGCUUUCUCUCCAUUGACUUUCUCAAUACCUUCCUCCACUCAUACCGCGUCUUCACCAGCGCAGACAUAGUACUGGACAAGCUUAUCACCAUCUACAAGAAACCAAUCAGUGCCAUCCCUGCACGCUCUUUAGAGCUCUUCUUCGCCAGCAGCCAGAACAACAAACUCCUUUACGGUGAGCCACCCACGUCGCCACGUGUCAGCCGCAAGUUCUCCUCCCCACCUCCUCUUUCCAUCACCAAGAAUUCCUCUCCGAACCGCCGACGCAAACUUUCGCUCAACAUCCCCAUCAUCACUGGGGGCAAGGCCUUGGAUCUCGCUGCACUCAGCUGCUCUCCCAAUGGCUAUGCAAGCAUGCACACAACCAUGUCCCCCUUCAGCAAGACCACACUUGACAUUAACAAGCUCUACGUGUCUAGCACAAUGGCCAGCAAAAUCCCUGAUGAGGGAGAGCCCAAAGCCGAGGGCAAAGUUGAAGACUUGGUUCCCAGCAAGCAAGAUCUGUCUGUCAGAGAGGAAUGUGAUGAAGAGCCGAGUCAGAGUGAUGAGGCAGAAUCAGAAAUGUCUCCGCCCAAGUCCCCGUCGACACCCAAGAAUGUAAAGUCCAAAAAUUCAGAAUUUUCCCUGUUCUCCUUUAACAAUGGCAUCGUGGUGUCUUCUUGCCGGGAGCUUGAGAAUAACCGCAGUGCCCUAUCUGCUGCCUCAGCCUUCGCCAUUGCCACAGCUGGUGCCAAUGAGGGAACGCCAACCAAGGAAAAGUACCGCCGUAUGUCCCUCGCUAGCACAGGUUUUCCUACAGAUCAGAGGAACGGAGACAAAGAGUUUGUUAUUCGCAGAGCUGCUACAAAUAGAGUCCUGAAUGUGCUGCGUCACUGGGUGUCCAAACACUCACAGGACUUUGAGCUGAACACAGAACUGAAGAUGCGGGUAAUUGGCUUCCUGGAGGAGGUGAUGCAUGACCCGGAGCUCCUGACACAGGAAAGAAAAGCAGCUGCCAACAUUAUCAGGACUCUCACCCAGGAGGAUCCUGGAGAUAGCCAGGCCAGCAUUGAGGAGAUUACACAGAUGGCCAUGGAAGAAAGUAAGACUGAACCAUUUGAGAACCACUCUGCCUUGGAGAUUGCUGAGCAGCUCACAAUGUUGGACCACUUGGUCUUUAAAGUCAUCCCAUAUGAAGAGUUCUUUGGACAAGGAUGGAUGAAGAACGACAAGAAUGAGAGAACACCAUACAUAAUGAAAACAACCAAGCAUUUUAAUGAUAUCAGUAACAGAAUCGCCUCAGAGAUCCUUCACUGGGAUGAUGUCAACAUGCGGGUGGCAGUGAUCGAGAAGUGGGUGGCCGUAGCGGAUAUCUGCCGCUGUCUUCACAACUACAAUGCCGUGCUGAAGAUCACAUCCUCGCUCAACCGGAGCUCCGUCUUCCGCCUCAAGAGGACCUGGCUUAAAGUGUCCAAGCAGACGAAAACUGUGAUCGACAAGUUGCAAAAGCUGGUGUCAUCAGAGGGCCGCUUCAAAAACCUAAGGGAAGCUCUGAAAAACUGUGACCCUCCAUGUGUUCCUUAUUUGGGAAUGUACCUGACUGACUUGGCCUUCAUUGAGGAGGGUACACCAAACUACACAGAAGACAACCUGGUCAACUUUUCUAAGAUGAGAAUGAUUUCUCACAUUAUCAGAGAGAUUCGACAAUUUCAGCAAACAGCUUACAAGAUAGAUUUUCAGCCUAAGGUGGCAAAAUACCUGCUGGACAGCAGCACAGUAAUGGACGAGGAGAGCCUGUAUGAAGCAUCUCUGAGAAUUGAGCCCAAAACGUCAUCGUAAAGAGGAAUUCUGUCAUGAUUAGAUGCAAAUGCAGAAGGUUUCAACAUGUACAUUUAUCAUUAUUUGUAUUAGACACAAUAGGCUGUACCCUCCUUGUAUUUGCUUCCAACUGAACUCUGUGAAUUAUUGUUAUUAGAAACUGAGUAGAAGCCCACAGAGGUUUUAUUUCUAUAGUUAUAGAGUAUUUAUAUGUUCUAUAUUGUCUUAAAUGCUAAUUUAUGACCUGUUUAUUUUGCACUAGAGGGCAGAUAGAAAAGAAAGUUUACAGACUUAUUUAAUUGUAUUUAAGUGCAAGUCACUGUAAAUCAAAACUCUCAUUCAUGAGAGAACGGCACUUUGUAGGAAGUCAAGAGUCUGCAGGAACUAUUGAAAAGGCUUCAUGGAAGUUCCUUUUACAAAAUUAUUUAUCUUGACAAAAAUCACACAAAUGGUAUUUUCAGGUUGCUGUACAAUCAGAUUCUAAGACAAUUUUUAAGAUUGCAGUCUACGUUGAGCGUUACUCUGCACAUAAAAAUCAAAACAGUAGCAAGAUAGAGGUUCCUUUCCCAGUUUUCUCCAAAUUACUUUCCCAGUUAAUUUUCCAAACUUAGAAGAUACAUUGUCGGAACUUUUAUUAGAAUUUUUACUGACUUUCCCAGAAUUGACCAGAUACUGUCCAGGUCCUUAGUAUCUACUUAGCCUGAGCUUAGACGUUACUUUCUGGAAAAUUACCAGAUGCUUUCCUGGAACUAAGAUGUUACUUUUUUGGAACUUGCCAAGUAUUUGUCCAAACACUACUAGGUACUCUCUCAGAACUCAGAGAUUAAUUUCCAGAACUUCCCCAGUACUUACUUAAAAAUUAGAGACUAUUUCCCAGGAAAUUACUGGAAUUUAUAUGGAACUUACUAGUUGUUUAGAACUUAUCAGGUAACUUUCUAAAACUUACCGGAC